Molecule: messenger RNA, 1109 nt
Organism: Schistosoma rodhaini
Lineage: Eukaryota; Metazoa; Platyhelminthes; Trematoda; Strigeidida; Schistosomatidae
Source: the annotation of a GenBank genome assembly
CACCCAUGUAAUUCAUGUGUAUUUCCUAAUUCGAUAUGCUUUAAAUGUGGUAAAACUGGACAUAUUCACUCCGUUUCUAGUAGCAUGGUUCAUUUCGCUGAAACUAAUGCUAAAAUUUGUGAUCGUGAUCCUACUAAGUUGGAUGUUUUUAAUGAUAAAUUAUCUUUAUCCAAGACUUUGAGAAGCCGUAUAGCGUCACAUAGCGGUCCAUAGUCAAAUGAAACCCAGAAUCAUUGUGAGACAAAUGUUUUUAACCAACUAACUGCUUACCAGAUUUCUCGUGUUGUUGUACCAGAUGUGGUUUACCAUAAUGAUUCACAUACUUCUGAUGACAUUUCUUACAACUCUGAGAAUAACAUGUUGAGUGAGUCAAAUCAUGAUCAAACACCGGAUUCACUUUCGGUAGAUGCUGAUUUUUCUAAUGAUCCAUUAUUCUCUAAUGAAAUUCUUAGUAAAUUUGAGAGAAACAUUUCCGAAAACUCAAAUUCUGAUAUCAUAUCAAAUGUGAUUUGUCCUCACAAUGGACUUAUCUCUAGUGAUAUUCCUAAUGAGUGUGACAAAUAUGUUCCAAAUGAGUCGAAUUCCAGUCAUAUUUCUGAUGUUAUUGUAUCAGAUGUUGGAUACUCUCACAACCAAUGUAUGUUGAGUAGAAUCUCUAGUCAGUGGUAUGAUGAGUCAGAGGGAAUAGCAAGUUUUACCGAAGUAAUCAGAAAACCAAUUUACCCAGAUAUGAAGUUUGCACAGGCAGAAAAUUCAAAUCGAAAACAAGAUAAUCCUAACGGGUAUGAGGCAGAUGCAUAUUUUCCACUUGAUUGUCUUGCAGUUGACUCAAGCCUAGGUUAAUCACAUGUGCUAAUUACACAUAUUAAGGUAUAUCUAUCUGUGUAUUCUAAUAUGAAAAGCAAAAGGAAUAUGUGUCAUAUUUUUUAUGCAAGUCAAAUUCACAUGAUGGAAUGUCUCAAAUUAUAUGUCAGUGUAUAUCCACAAAUACAUAUAUUAAUCGAAGCAUGAGAUAUGAGAUAUUACAAAUGGGGAACGUCAAAUUGGUUAUAACACUGCGACUUAAGGACCCAUGUUAUAUAGGAAGAUGUUCUAGGAAUUUGUAUACU